CAGCCAUUAUUCAUCUUCAUCAUCUCAACACCAUUCGAUACUUUUCUUCGAAAGCUCGAACAGAGCUCUAAUGGCGGCCGAGACGUGCUCCGCCGUAGCCCUAGCGCCGCUCCUCGGCGGCAACUCCACGGCGGCGGCGCAGUACCUAUGCAACCAAUUCGAGGCCGUCUCUCUACAACUCACCGAUGCUAAAUCGGCGAUCGAUUCCACCUACCUUCUCUUCUCCGCCUACCUCGUGUUCGCGAUGCAGCUCGGCUUCGCCAUGCUCUGUGCCGGCUCCGUCCGCGCGAAGAACACCAUGAACAUCAUGCUCACCAACGUCCUCGAUGCCGCGGCCGGUGGUUUGUUCUACUAUCUCUUCGGUUUCGCGUUCGCGUUCGGAGCCCCAUCGAAUCCCUUCAUCGGACGCCAUUUCUUUGGGCUCAAGGAGAUCCCGAAGAUCGGCUUCGAUUACUCCUAUUUUCUCUAUCAAUGGGCGUUUGCCAUCGCCGCCGCCGGAAUCACGUCGGGAUCCAUUGCCGAGAGGACUCAAUUCGUCGCUUACCUCAUUUACUCCUCAUUCCUCACCGGAUUCGUCUACCCGAUCGUCUCCCACUGGAUCUGGUCCACUGAUGGCUGGGCAUCCGCUUCGAGAUCCGCCCCUCACGGUCUCCUAUUCGGCUCCGGCGUCAUCGAUUUCGCGGGAUCCGGCGUCGUUCACUUGGUCGGCGGCAUUGCUGGUCUCUGGGGAGCCCUAAUCGAAGGUCCACGAAUCGGGCGAUUCGAUCACGCCGGCCGAGCCAUCACUCUCCGCGGCCACAGCGCAACCCUCGUCGUCCUCGGCACAUUCCUCCUCUGGUUCGGCUGGUACGGCUUCAAUCCCGGCUCAUUCAUCACAAUCCUCAACUCCUACGGCCCGAUCGGAUCAAUCAACGGCCAAUGGUCCGCCGUCGGCCGCACGGCCGUCACCACAACCCUCGCCGGCUGCUCCGCUGCCCUAACUACUCUGUUCGGCAAGCGCCUUCAAACAGGGCACUGGAACGUCACCGACGUCUGCAACGGCCUUCUCGGCGGCUUCGCCGCCAUCACCUCCGGUUGCUCCGUCGUUGAUCCUUGGGCCGCCGUCAUCUGCGGCUUCGUCGCCGCUUGGGUCCUCAUCGGCUUCAACAAACUCGCCGAGAUCUUCAAAUACGACGAUCCUUUAGAAGCCGCACAACUCCACGGUGGUUGCGGCGCUUGGGGCAUCAUCUUCACCGCCCUCUUCGCCAGAGAAAAGUACGUCAACGAAGUCUAUCCGGGAAGAGAAGGGAGACCAUACGGUCUCUUCAUGGGCGGCGGUGGCCGGUUACUCGCCGCGCAUGUUCUACAAAUCGUGGUGAUCAUCGGUUGGGUGAGCUGCACCAUGGGGCCAUUGUUCUACGGCUUGAACAAGAUGAAGUUAUUGAGGAUUUCAACAGAGGACGAGAUGGCCGGCAUGGAUCUCACUCGCCAUGGCGGCUUUGCUUAUGCUUACCAUGAUGAGGACUCUAGCGGCCAUGGCGGCGGGCCAGGGCUGAUGUUGAAGAACGUGAGAGUGGAGCCUGGUCCUACUCCCACUACUCCAAGUUCCGGUCAAACUUAGCCGCCACCGCCGCCGCCGCCAUUGACGGUGAAAGAUUUGAGCUUUAGGAUUCAGUGGUGAAUAGUGGUUUCCAGAGGAUGCUUGUUGCUUGUGGGUUUGGGAGAAGAAGAUGGAAAAGAGCAUGAGCCACAAAUGCAUGCAAUCCAAUUGGAUUUGGUAUUAGAUGCCAAAAUGGUACUCUGUCAUUAGAAUAAGACAACUGCUUUAACUUUUUCUAGUGGCUGAACAAACUACAAAGACUUUUAUGAACUCUUUUUUCCAUGACCUUUGAAAGUGAUGUGUGCCUUUUGAAAAGUUUCAUCCAUUUUUUUUUUUAGUAUUUUAUAUGCUUCUUUUUUGCACUGUACCCCUUUACAAAUCUAAAAUCACACAUUUGCAUGUGGAGUUUAUCUUUCUA
Molecule: messenger RNA, 1997 nt
Organism: Dioscorea cayenensis subsp. rotundata (Guinea yam)
Lineage: Eukaryota; Viridiplantae; Streptophyta; Magnoliopsida; Dioscoreales; Dioscoreaceae
Product: ammonium transporter 1 member 1-like
Biological process (GO): ammonium homeostasis; ammonium transmembrane transport
Cellular component (GO): membrane
Molecular function (GO): ammonium channel activity
Source: RefSeq, a predicted model, not a curated record